GCUGGAGAUGAACCGCGCCGCGCUGCGGGUCUCCCUCCCGCUCCUGGCCGCCCUGGGCCGCGCCGGCGCCAGCAGCGAGGACGACCAAGAGGACGGCGGCGAGGACUCCCCGCACUCCCAGGAGAAAGGUCCUGGUCACAGUCACUGGAGCUAUGAAGACCGGGAGCACUGGGGCGUGGACUACCCGGACUGUGGAGGUACCAUGCAGUCGCCCAUCAACAUUGAGACAGCCAAGACCAUCUUCAGCCCUGAGCUGCGGCCGAUCCAGCUCUCUGGCUACAGCCUGCCUGCCAGCGAGAAGCUCAAGCUGAGGAACAACGGGCACACAGUUCUCCUUGAGCUGCCCAAGUCACUGGCCAUCACUGGUGGCUAUGCCCAGCAGUACCGAGCCGUGCAGCUGCACCUGCACUGGGGCUCCCCGUUGGGACCCGGCUCGGAGCACACCAUCAACGGGCACCGCUUUGCUGCAGAGAUCCACGUGGUCCACUACAACACCAAGUAUGAAAGCAUUGAGGAGGCAAUGGUCCACCCAGAUGGCCUGGCCGUACUGGGAGCCUUCCUGGAGGUGAGUCCCAUAGAUCAUCAGCCCUGGGUGAGAAGGGGUAGGAGCAGGGGGAGGGUGGGACUAAGUGGGCAGAGUCAGGCACAGUUUUGGGGACUGGCAAAGGUGCAAAAGCCCUUGGGGAGAAGAGACAGAGGGCAGAGCAGCCCUGAUAGGAGGAAGGGGUCACUGGGACAGAGUGUCUCUCACAGGGAGCCAUGCUUCCUUGCUGGCACUGCCAUCACCAGCCAGUCUCCAUUUGGCCCGUGUCCUCAUCAUUACUGUGGGGUCUCUGUGUUGCAGGUUGGGCCAAAGGAGAACCCAUACUAUCAGGAAAUACUUGAGCAUCUGCACAAAAUCCAAAGAGAAGGCGAGGAAGUCUUGGUGUCCGGAUUCAACAUUGCAGGUCUGCUGCCUGAUAACCUGAAACUCUACUUCCACUACAACGGCUCUCUGACCACCCCUCCCUGCUACCAGACGGUGAAGUGGACAGUCUUCAACCAGACCAUGCUGCUCUCUCACAAACAGAUGUUAAUGCUGGUGACGAGCCUGAGAAAUGAUGACAGCAAACCCCUGCAGAACAAUUACCGGCUGGUGCAGGGCUUGCACGGGCGACGGGUGCUGGCGAGUUUCCAGACCACCCUCAUUUCGACGAAGCAGCUGCCUACUGGUAAGGAGUGCAUGAGCGUGCUCAGGCUGCACCCAGCUGCAGGGGUGCAGAGGCGGGGUGAUGAGCAGGAGUCCAGGCUUCAUGUCUCUUAAUGAAAUGCAGCAUUUGCAUCGGUUAGCUGUGCCCGGCAGGUGACUUAGCGCAACACGGGUCUUGGAGUCCUGCUCUCCCCCAUUUCCGCACUUCUCUCUUCCUUCCUGGGGAAGAUAGUUCCUAGAAACCCAUUUUAUCCCUGGUCUUGCAGAAAUAACAGUAGCAGGACUAGGGGAUGCAUGGUGAAGGGCAAACAGCCAGGUCUCAGCAUCCCAGCUAGCUGCUUUAUCCACAAACGCAACAGCUAAAUUCUGUAGGAGCUCCAGAGGUUCAGGCUUGCAAGGAGCACCCCACCACCAAACCCUGCAGGAAGGCCAGGGCAGGGGACCCCUCCUGAAGGCUGUGCUCUGCCAGCAGGGCCACGCAGCUCUCCUGGCCGGGCACAUGGUCCCUGCCUGGGACAUCCCCGUCUGCCCGUCCUUGGUUUGUCCUCGAAGGCCUUUCUUGCGCUGGGGUUUCCAGCGAUGAGUAGAAAUUCCUGUUAAUCCUCAGGUGUGACUAUCACUCUGCAUCGCUGUAUUCUUGCCCCUUGCUGCUCUCUGAGGUCACUGGGGUUUUUCUGUCCAACAUCCUGUUCCUUUUCUGUUUUGAUGGCAUUUCCUACACCUUGUAUCAAGGUGACUAAUAGGAACAGCACACAGGCUUGGUCCCAGGCCCUUGGGCAAUGCCUCUGUAACCACGCACCAUGGUGCAAGGCACUUCCCUUCACCGUUCCACCUGCAGCCAGCUCACUAACAGCUGCAGGCUUUUAAUCACCGUGGUCUUCAGCCUGGCUAGCAGUUUCCCAUGUGGCACCGCAUCAAAUGCUUCACUGAAGCUGGGAGAGAUAAAAUCUACCGCGCUUUCUUUGUCUAGAAUAUCACUUAUCAAAGAAGGAUAUCGGGUUAGGCUGGCAUGCUCUAUCUUUGGUAAACCUGUUAGAUACUUUAUCAUAUUUUCCAUUUACCUCCGAGCCUUUCUUUUACCACUUUCUUGCAGAAGCUGUUCCAAAGCCUCCAGCCACCAAGGCUGGGGGGAGUUGCCUAGUUCACUUUUUCCUUUUUUUUUUUUUUUUUUUUUUUUUCCUUCCCUUAUUUGCUAUUUCUAUCAACAACCCCCACUUUAACAAAGCCACGAAGCCCUUGUUCCUGGAGUGCCAGGACAUUGUCCCGGUACUCCUGGAUGAGAUUACUGGUCCCCCACCUUGCACGCACGGGGUUGUUGGGGUUUUCUCCCAACCUUGGUGUUGGUAACUGCCUGCUUUAGCCCUGGGGCCACUGAGCUCCAAGGAGUGCUGUGGGGUCAUGUCUCACUUUGCUUGCAGCUGCACCUCCUGCGCCCACACUUGUUGAUCUUGCCCCAGUCACCCCGAGUUCAGGAGCCACUCCUGCCCCGGCUGCUGGGCAAAGGCGACGGCUUCCCCGCAGCGGCCACGCAGCUGGAUACAGCCUGCAGAUAGUGCCACUCUGCGCACGAUACCCGAGUAGUGUACAGAUGAUAAUGCAGCUGUUUAAAACCCAUGCUGUCACGCCGGGUAAAUAUUUGCCUGGCACAGCUCCUGCCCAGCAUGUACGGCCACCAAAUGAUCCCUGUGCAGGGUGCCCUGCCGGCAAUGGCCGACUGCUUCCUCCCAGGGAGCUGCUCACCAUCUCGCUCCAGACAACCAUCCCCACAGUCGCUGCCUCAUGGGCUCACCUCAUGCCCCUCGCCAGGGUCUCCUGCAGGGUUUGGUGCAGUUAUGGGCUGCUGCGGUGCUCAGCACCCUGCCUUCCCAGGCAGCGGCAGCAGCAGUGGGAGUUUCUGACUGGGCUCAGUGAGGCUUUUGUGUGGGCUGUGGUUCAGGGAUUUUUUUUUUUUUUUUUUGGUUUGGGGGUGGGUUUUUUCCCCCUCAAUGCUUCUGGUGGGGUGUCAGGGCUAUGCUUCCUGCAGAUUUGACACUUCCCUCCCCAGACAUCUCAGGCAACCU
Molecule: messenger RNA, 3249 nt
Organism: Egretta garzetta (little egret)
Lineage: Eukaryota; Metazoa; Chordata; Aves; Pelecaniformes; Ardeidae
Gene: CA9
Product: carbonic anhydrase 9
Exons: 7
Coding region: 8-1303 (431 amino acids)
Cellular component (GO): plasma membrane
Molecular function (GO): carbonate dehydratase activity; zinc ion binding
Source: RefSeq, a predicted model, not a curated record